ACUAUGUUCGCGAAACUGUUGUUUUGCCCUGCUUUUGGCAAUACCUACGUGCUGUAACGCCCGCCUGUGGAACUUACAAGAGGUUGACGAACGCGAUAAAUAACCUUCUACUAGCAGAACGUUCUACUACUGUUCUCUGCCUUAAAUGUUCUUACGUCGAGCGAUGUGACCUGAGCCCAGGCUCGUAGACUUUCGACUGUCGACCGCCAACGACGCGCUAGUACUUGUCCAAUAUGGUCAUUUGGGCUUGACGAGGCCAACGUCCUACGCAAGCUAAAGUUGUUAAGGCUCUGCUGCGGAGGGGCCGCUGACGGUGACUAUGAGCUAUGCCCCAAGCGUGGGGAGCAGCUCCUCCUCCAGAGCAAGGAAGCCAAGUAUUGGCAUCAAGGACGGGGAUGAGGACGGUCAGGGAGGUAACGAGCUGGACCCGGUGCACCGCUCCUCGGUGGAAAAUGCGGUGUUUGGGGUGCUGUUCACGCUCAGCAAGGAGAACAGCGAGACCCGCAUCGUGUACCGCUGGGUGCUGCUGAAGGUGCUGUUGGACGGUUGGCAGCUCUUCACCACCAUCAUCCAGCCAAUGAAGCAGGGAUGGGACAUCAACCAAAACGGACGGGUCUGGAAGGUUGUGAACGUCCUGAGCUUUGGAUGGCUUUCGGGCCUGGGUUACAGCGCCUACGUGGCAAUGUUGUACGGCAUGGUUGGCAUGCUGAUGGCCAACAUUGCGCUGUGCGUGUGGGUUGCCUGGUGUUUCAAGGAGCAGCGCUUUCCUGUGAUCUGGCCCAUCAAAGUACUGCGCCUCUUCACAAGCGUGUUCUUCCAGGCCCUGGAUGUGACGUCGCUGAAUCUGCUCCAGGUUGGCAUCAGCUGUCGGCUGAGCGGCCCCGGGCACCACUUGCACCUGGACCUCUUUCCCGACCGGAGCUGCUCCGAAAUGCCGCACGUAAUUCACGCGAUUGUGUCGGGGCUCAGCCUCGUGGUGUUCAUCCUCCUGGCUCUCCUAACGAACAUGGCGGAGGUGGAGGUCAACCCCACCAGUCGUCGACCCAUGGCGCUAGGUCACAGCGGAGCUGAGGUGUUUACCUUUGCUGUCAAGGCGCUGAUGACCCUGGUGGACGUCUUCAUCGGCUGGCGGCGGGUGUCGGCGGUCUGCUACUUGUUGCUGGCGCUGCUGCUGACCUGGCAGUACCUGAGAUGGAGCCCCAACCUGGUUCAGUGGAUGAACUACCUGAAGACCGGCGUGUCGGCAGCUAUCACUUGGUGCGCCGCCAUCCUCACGCUGCUGGUGUUCAACCCGGGAAUGAAGGAGAAGGACAAGCCGGAGUGGGCGCAUGCCAUGACGCUGCUCAUGUUGGUUGGUCUGGCGCCCGCGUUCGGAGUAGGCGCGUUGGCGUCAUGGUGGUACCUGCGGCGCAUGACGGCGGCGGCACGGAAGGCCUUAAAGGAGGUGGUGGCCACGAACCCGCUCUUCAAGGACAUUGACAUGUUUGAAAGUCCGCGAGACGUGGAGAUCGCUGCCAGGUGCUGCCGUGUUUGGGUGGACCGUAACGUGCUGGACAAGGAUGCGUUGGCAAUGGCGCAGAACUUUAUCAAGGCUGGUCGUGCCCAGUUCCCGAACGACGCCUUUGUUGCCCUGGUGCAAGCAAACUUCAUGAUUGACGCCCUGGGUGUGAAUCAGAGCGGCAGCCGACAAGUGGAGGCCGCUCGGAAGUUGGGUCCCGGCCCCAUGAGUCGUUUCAUCAUCUUUGUGCGGCAGCAGCAAGCCACGCAGAAGGCAGCUGGCAACACGGUGGCAGGGGGACAGGGCUCGGCCAUGGAUCUCCUGGGCUACGUGGAGUAUCAGCGCAAGCAGCGCAUGGUCGUUCGACUUCACCGUGAGGCACUGCAGGCGAUGUGCAACUUCUGGCGUGCUCUGGACACAUCCCGGGUGUCCUUCACGACGCUCAGUCGCACCCUUGCAGACAUUGACAGCAGCGUUUCCCAGGCUCAGGAGGCCUAUCGUGUCGUACUUGAGACGUACGGCAACAGCCCUCGGCUAGUCCGGCUGUACGGCAAGUUCCUUGAGACGGUUAAGAACGACCCGUGGGGCGCCGCCAACUACUUUGCUGAGGCAGAUCGCCUGGAGCAGGUCAAGGAGGACGAUGGCAACGGACCGCUGCUGCCGGACGGCACCCCACUGAGCCGCAUGGAUGACCUGGCAACCGCCGUACUGGUGACGGCAUCUUCUGGUGAGAUCCAGAUGGCCAACAAGCAGGCCCACGUGUUGUUCGGCUACAAGAAGGGCGACCUGGACGGGAAGCCCCUGUCCGCGCUGCUCGCGCCUCACACCAACCACCGCCUAACCGAAUGCCUGGCCGGGCUGGUCGCGGAACGAAGCAAGGAGGUCCUUAGCGUGGGUUCCGUGACGGCCACCGGCCCGGAAACAGCCAUCAGCCAGGUGUCUGCUACCGCUGAUGUGUUGGGCAUGCACCGAGAGCGCAUGGUGUUUGACCUGCGGAUCAGCAUCAGCAGGGCCUCGGGUGUGGGUGAGGACAGCACAUUCAUCGCGUUGCUGGAGCCGGUUCCCGUUGCGAAGAACAUGGCGAGGCUGUGGGUGGCGCCGAAUGGAGUGGUGGCCGCCUGCGAUCCCAACUUUGUGGCGUACUUUGGCUUCUCCGCAUCCGACGUUCUGGGAGCCCACCUGGGCAGCUUGAUGUCGUGUAACGGCCCCAUGCAAAAGUCGGCUGACUCGCCCACUGUUGCGGGCGGCAAGGAGGAGAAGGGCAAGAGCGACCCGGGCCUGUGGGACACGGAGGCGGUGUCGGAGGUGGGCAGCGACGAUAUGGCGACAGUAAACAUGCUGGACAGGCUCCUGGCGCAAUCCGGUUUUGGCGGCAGUAGCUCUCCCUGCCUGGUCACGCACCGCCACAUCGGACCCUUGCCCUUCCACGCCUUGGCAAAACCACUGGGCGAACUGCCGGCAUCUCCCCUGUACGAAAUCCGGCUGCGUCCGCAAUCCCCCGAGCCCCUUCUCGUCAUGGUAGUUGAUCGCAAGGGCGCCAUCAAGUACGCAACCAACCAGCUGGCCAGCAUCCUCAGCCCCAAGGCCCAACGUCACAGCAUCUCCAUGCACGAGGGAGGUGGUGCGGAGGCUCAAAGCGCGGGCCACCGCGCCGGCGGGUUGCUCAAGGGCGGCGCAGGUCGCGGCAUUCUUGGCCCCGCCGCUGCCCUCAUGACCUCCUACACGCUCCAGGACUUCCUGCCCGCCCCCUGGAAGGACAUGCACACGAAGCUUCUGCAGGAGCCCGCGGCCCCUGCCAGUCGCGGGCUGAACGGGCGCUGGACGUGCAGGCAGGCGGGAGACGGGCCGGGUCCCACCCUGGAGCUGAGGUCCGCGCAUGGCAAGCCGCUGUACAUGCGCGUGUCGGUUAGCUCGGGGGACAAUGUGGCUCAGGAGCAUCACGUGGUGCGGCUGGCGUCUUCCUCGCUGGAGAAUGCGCUUUCGGAGCGGCGACUGAGGUUGAGCCUGGGGUCGGAUGGUUGCGUGACGGCUGUGAGCACGAGCACGCCUUCGCAGCUGUUUGGCUUUGAUGUCACUCAGCUCAUGGGCCGCCCCAUCUGGGAGCUGGUGGAGGGUCUUGACUCGGUGCUAGCCACGGUGGGCGACCGCCGGCCGGGCUCCUCGUACAGCAGCCGCUUUGGCAAGGAGGACGCGGUGGCCAUGAUGUCUUCGCUGCUGCACGGGGCUUCAGCUGCUGCCAUUGGAAGCUCCUGGCGCGUCACCGUCACGCCGCCCCUCCUCGUCACCGGCGCCACCCGCCUCUCCUCCGAGCUCCUCCUCGCCCAGCGAGCGACUCGCUCCCGACCCGCACUCAUGCAAAUGCACGUGCACCUAGCCGAGUUUAAUGGCGGCGGCGGCCUCAUCGUCGGCCCUGACGUGGACCCCUCCUCAGUCGCAUUGGUGGACCUCUGGCCCACACCCGCCGUCACUGGCGUGUUGGAGCUAGACGCGCAUGGGCGCAUUGCGAGUGUGCGUGAGGAGGUCACGCGACCCGCGGGUCUGUUGUUCGGCAUUCCUUCGGAGACGCUGCUGGGAGAGCAUCUGGCGGAUAUGCUGGCGCUGCCGCAGGGGAAGCAUGUGGCGGAUCUGUUGUCGGCUACUGGAACGAAGAGGAGCAGCUUGAAGAAGGGGCGCAAGGACCCGGGAGUCAAGAUCGGUCCCGUGCACGUUCUCUCCGCCGUGCAUGCGGACGGCCGACCGCUGCUCCUCGACGUCCAAGUGGUGGCUCGGCUGGGCUCGGGCCAGCCCGUGACGGCGCUGCUCCGCAUGCACUCGACGCCCCUCCACAUGGCGCCUCAGGGGGCAGCAAACGGCGCCUCGGCGCGUGCAGCAGCAGCUGCAGCCGCCGCCGCAGCUGUCGUUGUGCCGGUGUCCAUUCGGAACCAGCCAGCUCCCGUGGAGCAGUUCCAACCCAACUCGGGUGCGCUGCCGCGAACGGGGUCCAUGAAGUCUCCCUUUGCGAUUGCGGGCAACGGACCCACUGCUGCUGGUAGCGGGAGGUUCGCGGGUGCCAUGGGGAGCGGCAAGUUUGGGGCUGCGGCUGCCGGAAAGCUGUCGGGUGUGUUCAAGGAGGUCCCCGCGCUCCAGGAGGAGGUGAUUGAGGAGUCCCCCGAGGAAGAGCCCGAGACGCCGACACCCAAGCGUUCCAUUGGCGACAUUACCUCUCCGGAUAUGAGGUGCUCGGUUCGAGUCUCGGCUCCGUCAACACCCUCGCCGCCGCUGCCGCCGAAUACCCCUCCGCCACCGCCGGCGCUUGAUUUGGAGCUGCCGCUGCCGGGCGUCGUCACGAACGGCGCAACGGCUGCGGCAGAGCGGUUGGCCAGUUUGGUGGGAUCGCUGGCGGCGGACGUGCCUGGGAGUGAGCGAAUGCUUGGGAUGCCGUCACGGCAGCCGACGUCAUGCUUCGAUCCCUCCGUGGAAGCGGACAUUCGGGAGCUGCGUAUGGCUUCUGCGGCAGGUCUGAGCCCUCGCGAGCCGCAGCAGCAACCCAUGGUCCGGUCCGCGAGCAAGCUGAGGCCGCAGGGUGCCAAGCGGCGCGCGUCGCCGCCUCCGCAGGCGGCGGGUGCGGGCGCCGUGGUGCAAGAUGAUGAGGAUGAGGAUAAGGUGGUGCCGAUGGGAACCGAGGGAAGCGCCAGUAGCCGUGAGGGGCGGUCCAGUGACUCGGAGAAUGGCAUGGUGGUGGAGGUGAGCCCGCAGAGCCUGAGGAGGGUGUCUGAGUGGGUUCAGACCAAGGGAGCUGUCUUCCAAAACACCAAGGCGCCAGUGGAUCGGACUGGCUCCACGGGAGAGGACAUGGACGAGCCCAGCUUCAGUCGCAGCAACGGCCCGAGUCCCGCCAACGACCGACCGGCCUUUGCCUCUGUGGGAUCGGGACGGGAGGUGGCCGCGGUGGCUCCGCAGCAGGUUCAUAUCGGCCGGCUGGAGCCCAACCGCGGAAUCGAGCUGCGCACUGGGGACGAUGGAGACAGCGACGGAGGGCAGAGCGCCGUGUCAGGACAGUCCGGUAUGUCAGGCAUCAGCAGCGCGAGCGGGGCGGAGUUCAAGAGAGGCAAGCGCUUCCGGAAGCUGGUCAAGAUGAUGGAUUCCGGGCAGGCCGAGCAGGUGCUGCUGCGGUUGAGGCGGGGAGCGCUCAUGAUUAUGGCAGUGCUGGCCAUUGUGCACAUCAUCAGCUUCACGCUGGUCGUGGAUAGCAUCAAGAACCAACAAAACUCCAUGCUUCAGCUGUACACUGCGGGCCGCAUUCACCGAUACCUGAUGGAGAUGCUCAUUAACACAAGGUCUUUGGACCAAGCCCUGAAGAACAAGGCACCGCCCACACUAUAUACAAUCAAUGACACAGACACCUUUGCGGACAGAGUAUUCAACUAUGCAACAAUGGUCAAGGAACUGACCAACAGGGUUUCGGAGGACAACAAGAAUCAAGAACUGAUCAAAGAAGAAUUCUACUACACGUCUCUACGGGUGUGGGCGGGCGUGGAUGCGACCGGCAAGGACGUGUAUGGAAACUAUUCCUUAUGGGACACUGUGACACUGCUGUACGCUGCCAGCAAAGACGUCUAUCAGAACUACAAAGGCUGGGCAGCCGCGGGUGUGAACAUAUCGUCAACGCAGGCUGGACAAACACUGCUCAAGUCCGACAAUGACGUCUAUGUGGUGUAUCGAACGGUCUUGGAUACCUUGCUUGUCAUUGCAAAGGGCAACACCAACAAGGUGCAAUACCUGCAACUGGGAAUGCUGGCGGCGGAAGGCUGCAUGGUGUCCGUCAUGGCCGCCAUGUCGCUCACCUACCUCUUGCGGAAGCUGGAGGUGACAAGGUACCGACUGUACGGCAUUUUCCUGGCCAUCCCAGUAGGCCUUACGCGCGCCCUGUGUACCCACAUCACCAAUUCGCUGACGCUGGAGGAGGACGAGGACGACGAUGACGAUGAAGACGCACCCGCGCGUCAGGACCCCAACCCGCAAGACGAUGCCAACAGGCGGCGGCAUGCUACUCUGGGCCCCGAGCCCAUGCCAACCAAGGAAAGCGGCGACAACCCCCACUCCCUGGACGCUGACCCCUCCCGCAAGCUUGCCAGCAGCGCCUCCAUGAAGAAUGCGGAGCUGCUGGGUGGCGCGGACCGACAGGAUUCGGGGCGGCGUGGUGGCUGGCUGACCUCCUGUCUGUCGUGUCUGCCGGGGCUGUCACCCACCUCCGCCACAAACCGAGGCCGUUAUCGCCGCAGCAGCAUCCUGCCCUGGCUGGGUGCCGAGCAGCACACCGUGAUGCGCAGCGGCAACAGCACGAGCAAUGCAGCAAUCAAGUCCGCCCCGGUGGUGAAGCGCCACCUGACGCGGGAUGCGCGGGACACCGCCAAGAUGCUGCUGCCCUUUGUGGUGUGGUCGCUCAUGGUGGUCAUCAUCUACGCGGUUUCGGUAUCGAACCUCCAGAACGCAACUCCCCUGGUGGCCAUUGCGGAGGUCGCCAACUUCAACAACGCGCGAACGCUGCGUACCUGCUUCUACUCGCAAGAACUGGCGUCGGAGGAGGAUCCCUCCAAACUGAAAGCGCGAAGAGCGCUGGUUAAGUCAACGGCGCUGAAGCUACGGGACGCGUUCUACACACUGGAGCUCGGCGAUGACGCGUACAAGGCCCUUGGUGAGAACACGGAGAAGUUCCCCUUGGUAACCGCCGGUCUGGCCUACGAAACGCACGAGAUGACGGCACUCUUCUACAGCAACACCGGGUGCCUGCGGAUUGAAUCUCCCUGCCCGGGACCCGAGUACCGGUAUUACCAGAUCUCGCGCUCGGGUGUUGACAGCGUCAUGCAGGUCUACCUGAAGCACCUGUUUGCCUUUUCGGAGGACAACAGCACGGAGCCCCCCGGCCUCAACAACACGCACUUUGACUUCAUCUACAAUGUCGGAAUGCAUGAUCUUACGGACGCAAUCAUUGAGAUUGGUCUCAAACAGUUCGACUACAUCUCGGUGCUCUUUGGACGCGUCGUGCUUCUACAUAUUAUUCUCUUCAUCUUCCUCUUUUUCUGCCUGCUCGGAUUCACCGUCCUUCUCCUCAACCCAUUCAUCAAGCGGAUUAAGAAAGAGAAACGCCGCAUCGCGGAGCUGCUGAGUCAGCUGCCCAUGGAGCUGGAUGUGGAGAAGCUGGUGCAGCGGGCGCUCGGGGAGGCGGAGGCGGCGCUAAGCAACCCGGGCGGUGGAAUGGUCACCGCCACCGAGGCAUCUGCUCCUUCCAACACUAUGAAGGACAACCAAGGCUUUUCGGACGCCGCGAAGGUCUGGAAGACCAUCCUCAAGCAGGCCUCCAGCAGCGCCCUGAGCGCACGUCCCUCCCAAAGCGGCAGGAACUAAGUCAGAGCGGCGGUGCAGCAGAGGGUCUAAGCGGAAUGGGCCGUACAGCAUAAAAGCGCGACACCGAUACUGAAGGUGACAACGACGGUGCCGGCGGCGGUGAAGGCGGAAAAAAUUUUGAGAAAAAACAGUGCAUGUGCUUCAACGGGUAAACAGUAAAUUUGUGCAUGACGUAAUAUAUCGGCAUUUUUGCAGCGUGUAUCGCUCUGCGAUAAGAGUGGUUUUGGCGCGCUUAGUAUAUGUGCGGAUCCGGGCGCGAUUUAUGUGUUGCUGCUGCUGUUUCCCCGACACAUUCAGAAGGGCUUUCCUGUCUCCUGCUAAAUGUACUAAGCGAAGCGAAAAUAUUUUCACCCUUUAUCCUUACUCUUUGGGCCUUUUCCUGCCCAGACUUGCUCGAUCUGGGAAAUCGGCGCCUGCAUCGCGAGGGGGUUGUGCGCUCCCGGCUGGGAUUGUGGUUGCCUUUGGAAAUCGACGACACACGACGCGCUUGGUGAUGUUGUUGAUCCCAACUAAAUGCUCUGGGGAUGAAUGCCCUGUAUGCUGGACUUUGUCGCCGUGUGUGACCAUAGGUGAUACACAUUCGGUUAUUGAUCAGCCGCCGCUGUGAGCUGUUUGAAUGUGAGUGCGCUGCUGGGUGGCAAAAAAGGCUUCCUGGUGUGUGCAGCCCGGAUUGCGUUGUUUGUCGCUUAACCCAUCUAAUCUGUGUUCUGGUUUGACUUAAUGGGAGCGAUGAACAAGAAGCAAGACGCAGAUAUGCCAUCCUUACCAACAUGCUGUGCGCAGCAGAUCUGGACGGUGCCAUCUCCGGUUUCAAUAACACGCGACAAUUUCAUCCCAGAAAGACAGUCGCUGCGGGUAGUGUGGGUGUUGUGUUUUUGAUUCGUCGCGGCUCGCCGUGUGCUGCUAAGCCUUGUACGGCUUGUGUGCCGCUUCCUCAAGGUAUCGAGGUUCAUGCACUCUUUGCCAAAUCAUUUGCGCAUCUUAAUAGUCGUUCCGUUUCACGCCACCCCUACGCAAGUGUUUGUCCUGGGUUACCGCAGGGCAGACUUUGGCGCCCAUGGCGUGAGGAUGUCCACUUGGUGUGUGCCUGCAGUACACCGUUGCAGUCGAUGACUGUGGUGAAUUGUCCCGCAGCUGCCGUCGAGACUCGCCGCAAUUGCGCUUUUUUUCUUUAAGUGGUUUAGUUGGGACGUUAAGGAAUCCCAUGGAACAUAAUAACUCGGUUUUGGAUAUGGUUUGUGUGUGUGGGGUGUGAGUAGGCAUUGGACGGUUCUUUUGCUGGAUGGUCGAGUAAGAGGACGGGGUCCAUUGGUUUUAAGCCUUUUUCGUUACAGGAAUUGUUUUCACGAAGCCUUGUGAUAACAGCAACAUCGUCUUCAUUGUGCGUCGUCGUGAUAGCACAACUUCAUGAGACGGAUUCGAGCCUCACUAUAGUUGAGGAGCAAACUGAAUGCUUCGACGGCUCGCAAAUAAUAGUGUUCCACGAAGACAAGCAUCUUACCGAAGGGUUUAGUUCGGUUUUACAGGAAAAUGACAUGCGUGUGUUUGUCACUCCUGCAUGCGGGGCAUAUCAUGAGGUUAUCUCGUUGGGAUGUGUUCCCGUUUACACAAUACAUCCCGGGAUACCUUAAGGGCGUGUGUUAAGAAAACUGGCGUGUGUGUGUGUCGUAUCUGCUGGUCAUCUCAAGCACUGAGUUGUAACACUUCGCAAGGCGCCAAACUUGCUGAAUGGUUACGUAUAUCUCCCAACCUGUAACAUAACCAAUCUCA
Astrephomene gubernaculifera is the source of this 9652-nucleotide messenger RNA. The record is from the annotation of a GenBank genome assembly. NCBI's taxonomy places the organism in Eukaryota, Viridiplantae, Chlorophyta, Chlorophyceae, Chlamydomonadales, Astrephomenaceae.